GCUAUUCGUCGCCCUAAACUUUAAAUUAUUUCGCCCUAAAUCAUAUUAAGUUGACGUUUAUACCCCUAUACUGGGUUUCCGUCAAGCCCUGCCGCCGUUCACAUUCCCUACUCCGCCAACCUGCUAUCAUCGCUGAGAAAAAGAAAGAAUCCCACUGGCCGGAUUCGGCCGCCAUGGCCAUUCCCCUAGCACGCUGACCCACUGCAAUCCCUAAUUCACCGACCAGCUGCUGUUGCUGAGGAAGGAGGAAGAAGGUCUCACCUGCUUCGAUUCCCCCAAUCUGACGACUCGCUGCUGUUGUUGAGGAAGGAGAAAGAUGAAGUAGGAGGUAUAAGGUUUGAGCACUGGUCUGCAUUGGAGAAGGAAGUCGAAUCCUUCAGCUUGGUUCGUCAUUGUCGUUCCCUAGCCGCUCGUCGAUCCGCUACUGCUAUUUUUUUUAAUUGGAGUCGGCGAAUUCUCUGCCGCUUCCGGUCCCCAACACAAGGAUUCCCUCCAGAUACCUACUCGCCCAAUCGAGUUCAUCCGCCAAUACCCUUCGGUGUCCAAGGAAUUCCUCUCUGGCGGCAUGGGGAUUCACCCCCACAUCAAGCUCACCCAACAGCUGUGCUCGUUGUAUUGGAUUUCAGCGGUUGUGUAAAGGUGAAGCUCUCUGGUGUUUCGCUGAAGAGGGUUGCUUCCAUGGAGAAACAAGAGAACCAAGGUGAAAUAGUGAACAUUGACGAGACAAUGGUGACACUGAAACCAGAACAAAGCUGUCAAGGAGGAUUGUUUGUUCCUGGCAAGGAGAGGGUGAAGUUUACAGCUCCCGAGAGGAAAUCUCUUUUAGGACUGGAUGUCCUUGCAAUUGCGAAACGAGCCCAAUCUGAUGUGGAUGGAGGUUUUAAGGUCCCUGCGCACAGAAUAACUAACACAGUGGCCUCAGCUGACGAGGAUGAAGAGAACGACACUUCUGAAAUAGAUGAGGCUGGAGCAGUGGGUGCAAAUAGUAAUGCUGCGCUGAAGCAUGUGAGUGGCCGAAGAUACCGUGAAACAUCUGCUAGUGCUGGUGAGGCAACUCAUGCAGCUUUGCAUAUCUCAUGUGAGAUCUCGUCAAUUACAGAAAGUACUGUGACCCGAGAAAGAUCAGUUAGUGAUGUGUCUCGAAAUCAUCACUCCAAGGGGGGUUCAUCUUCAUAUAGACCUAGUACCUCCCCUCGAACUUCUCAACGGGAUCCCUCCAGGAGUCCAUGGCGUCAUGGAGAUGAUUACAUCACUGAACAAAGAGGCAGAACAGAUGAUGAUAGGAUUGAUAAUCGAAGGGACAGACACAGAUACAGCAGUGACCGCGAAGACCGAAGUCAUGGAAGAGAAUCACGCCAUCGGUAUGAAGACGAUUAUGAUGGAAGUUAUGGAAGAAAACGCUCACGAACACCAGGGAGAUAUGAUUGGGAUGAUGGAAGAUGGGAAUGGGAAGAAACUCCUGUUCGUGAUGAUACCUCUAACUCAGGUCAGCGGUGUCAGCCUUCAAGGUCCCCAAUGUUUGUUGGGGCAUCACCUGAUGCACGAUUAGUUUCACCAUGGUUGGGUGACCAUACUCCUUCAGCUGGCUCCAGUGCUUCCCCUUGGGAUCGGGUUUCUCCUUCUCCUAUACCAAUACGAGCUUCUGGGUCGUCAGAUAGGUCCUCUGUUUCUAGACGGGGUGGGAGAUCUCAUCAGCAUACUUUCUCUGUUUCAAGCUCCCAACCAUUAGAGGAAGGAGAAAAGCCAUUCGUGUCUGAAGAACAUAAUCCUGAGAUUACUGAGGACAUGCGUUUAGAAAUGGAAUAUACUUCUGACCGAGCAUGGUACGAUAGAGAAGAAGGUAACACAUUGUUUGAUUCUAAUAGCUCAUCAUUUUUCUUUGGAGACGAAGUUUCAAUCCAGAAAAAAGAGGCAGAGUUGGCUAAAAAGCUGGUUCGUAGAGAUGGCUCCAAGAUGACACUAUCUCAAAGUAAGAAGUUAUCUCAACUUACUGCUGAUAAUGCCCAGUGGGAAGACCGGCAACUAUUGAGAUCUGGUGCUGUUAGGGGAACUGAAGUGCAGACUGAAUUUGAUGAUGAGGAUGAACGCAAGGUUAUUCUCCUUGUGCAUGAUACAAAACCCCCUUUUUUGGAUGGAAGAGUCGUUUUCACUAAACAAGCGGAACCAGUAAUGCCUCUAAAAGAUCCCACAUCCGACAUGGCCAUCAUUUCACGCAAAGGAUCUGCUCUAGUCAGGGAGAUUCGUGAUAAACAGAGUCAGAACAAGUCUCGCCAACGGUUUUGGGAACUUGCUGGCUCAAAACUUGGUGAUAUUCUUGGUGUUGAGAAAACAGCGGAGCAGAUUGAUGCUGAUACUGCUGAAGUGAAUGAAGAAGGUGAAGUCAAUUUCAAGGAAGAUGCAAAAUUUGCACAACACAUGAAGAAGGGCGGUGAAGCUGUGAGUGAUUUUGCAAAGUCAAAAAGUCUUGCAGAGCAGCGGCAAUACCUUCCUAUAUUCUCUGUGCGGGAUGAGCUGUUGCAGGUGAUACGUGAAAACCAGAUAGUAGUUGUAGUUGGAGAAACUGGGUCGGGAAAGACUACUCAACUGACACAGUGGUGUACUAAUGCCUUUUCUUUGCAGUAUCUACAUGAAGAUGGCUAUACAGCAAAUGGAAUUGUGGGUUGCACCCAGCCCCGUCGUGUGGCAGCCAUGAGUGUUGCCAAGAGAGUUAGUGAAGAGAUGGAGACUGAAUUGGGGGAUAAAGUUGGUUAUGCAAUUCGGUUUGAGGACGUGACUGGAAAAAACACCAUAAUCAAGUAUAUGACUGAUGGAGUACUCCUGCGUGAAACAUUGAAAGAUGCUGAAUUGGAUAAGUACCGGGUCAUUGUCAUGGAUGAAGCACACGAGAGAUCAUUAAACACAGAUGUACUGUUUGGGAUAUUGAAGAAGGUGGUUGCACAGCGUCGUGAUUUCAAGCUCAUAGUGACAUCUGCAACUUUAAAUGCUCAGAAGUUCUCGGAUUUCUUUGGAAGUGUACCAAUAUUCCACAUCCCUGGGCGAACUUUCCCUGUGAAGACCUUAUAUAGCAAGAGUCCUUGUGAAGACUAUGUAGCAGCGGCUGUUAAGCAAGCUAUGACUAUCCACGUCCAGAGUCCUGCCGGUGACAUCCUCAUAUUUAUGACUGGGCAAGACGAAAUUGAGGCAGCGUGCUAUUCCCUUGCAGAGCGCAUGGAGCAGAUGGCUGCGUCCACCAAGGAUGUUCCCAAGCUUUUGAUCCUUCCAAUAUAUUCUCAGCUUCCUGCUGAUUUGCAAGCAAAGAUAUUUCAGAAAGCUGAAGAUGGAGCUCGGAAAUGCAUUGUGGCGACCAACAUUGCUGAGACUUCAUUGACUGUGGAUGGAAUCUUUUAUGUUAUCGACACAGGAUACGGUAAAAUGAAGGUUUACAACCCAAGGAUGGGUAUGGAUGCUCUGCAAGUUUUCCCUGUCAGCCAAGCGGCUGCCAAUCAGCGUGCAGGACGUGCUGGUAGAACAGGCCCUGGCACAUGCUACAGGCUGUACACCGAGAAUGCGUACCUGAACGAGUUGUUGCCAAGUCCAGUGCCGGAGAUUCAGAGGACCAAUCUCGGUAACGUAGUUCUUCUGCUGAAGUCUCUCAAAAUAGAGAACUUGCUGGAUUUCGAUUUCAUGGACCCACCUCCGCAAGAUAAUAUUUUGAACUCUAUGUACCAGCUGUGGGUGUUGGGCGCGCUGAGCAACGUUGGAGGUCUGACUGAUCUUGGAUGGAAAAUGGUCGAGUUCCCCCUGGAUCCUCCACUAGCUAAGAUGCUUUUGAUGGGAGAGCAAUUGGGAUGCUUAAAUGAGGUUUUGACUAUUGUGUCAAUGCUCUCGGUCCCCUCUGUGUUCUUUCGGCCCAAGGACAGGGCCGAGGAGAGUGAUGCUGCACGGGAGAAAUUCUUUGUUCCAGAAUCUGACCAUUUGACUCUGCUCAACGUCUUUCUGCAAUGGAAGGAGCACCAGUAUCGGGGAGAUUGGUGUAACGACCAUUACUUGCAUGUCAAAGGAUUGCGCAAAGCCAGAGAAGUUCGGUCUCAGCUGCUGGAUAUUCUGAAGACUUUGAAGAUUCCAUUGACGACCUGUGGGCAUGAUUGGGAUGUGAUCCGGAAGGCGAUCUGUUCUGCGUACUUUCACAAUGCAGCAAGGUUGAAGGGUGUUGGUGAGUAUGUAAACUGCAGGUCAGGAAUGCCUUGCCACUUGCACCCGACCAGCGCCCUCUAUGGCCUGGGGUACACUCCAGAUUAUGUUGUGUAUCACGAGCUGGUGUUGACCACAAAAGAGUACAUGCAGUGUGCAACCUCUGUAGAGCCCCAGUGGUUGGCUGAGAUGGGUCCCAUGUUCUUUUCGGUCAAGGAUUCCGAUACCUCGAUGUUGGAGCACAAGAAAAGGCAAAAGGAAGAGAAGACUGCGAUGGAGGAGGAGAUGGAGAAUUUGAGGAAGGCUCAAGCAGAAGAUGAGAGACGAAACAAGGAGAAGGAAAGAGAGAAGAGGGCAAAGCAGCAACAACAAAUAGCAACGCCAGGGCUGCGUCAGGGAUCUUCAACUUACUUGAGACCUAAGAAGUUUGGUUUGUAGAUGUGGCUUGUGUGAAAUUAACUGAAUCUUACAAGGAAGAAAUGUUGUAACUCUCAAUUUUAUUGUGGAGUAAACCAACUAGAAGUCACUUAUUCCCUGUAACUUUGCUACUACCCUCACCUUCCAGUAAACUGUUCCUCUUGCGAUGGGUUGGACAUGACUGUGAUGUCCUGAGGAUUCUGAAACUUGUCAAGUGUGGGUGGUGAAAUCACCUAAUGCUGUUGCACUUGAUUCCGUUGCUCCUGCUAUUGUAAGGUUGAAGAGGUUGCGGCUCCACAUUUGGAGGUUGUUGAUAACAUAAGGAGAAGAUGAUUUUGGAUCCCGAACUGGAAGUUUUUGUGUGUUUUCAGGCCACCUAUAGAAAGUAGUUGAAUCUCUUGCUACUACCCUCACC
Messenger RNA from Linum tenue, 5002 nucleotides. Lineage: Eukaryota; Viridiplantae; Streptophyta; Magnoliopsida; Malpighiales; Linaceae. The record is from the annotation of a GenBank genome assembly.